Messenger RNA from Closterium sp. Naga37s-1, 1158 nucleotides. The record is from the annotation of a GenBank genome assembly. Lineage: Eukaryota; Viridiplantae; Streptophyta; Zygnematophyceae; Desmidiales; Closteriaceae.
AUGCAGCCGCUGCAGCUGGACGACAGCAGCGUGCGCGUGGCGGGGAAGUGCAGCGACACUGCCUUCGGAGGCCAGCGCGACUACUCAGUGGCGGGGGCAGGCAAGGGCGCCAGGGGGAGUCUCGCGGGCAACUAUCUGACGCUGAAUUGGGACGUCAAGUGUCCGUCCAACGCCACUCAGCGCAGCACGGCAGCCUGCCAGGCGUUCUGCAGCAUCACGGACAACGGCCCGUGUGACGGCCGUGGGGCGUGCGUGCCGCCUGCACCAGGCGCCCGCGGCAACUUCACGUGCGCGUGCGAUGGCGGGUACUCCCCAGUGGAUGUGGGCAACGGCUCCACGUGCGCCAUCGUCAAUGCCACCACCACGGCUGUCAUUAGGGAAGUGGAAAGGGCUGGACCUGUGCGCACCAUGGCAACGCUGCACCAUGUGAAUCUGGUGCGCCUGCUGGGCUUCUGCCAGGACCAGAACGUGGAGACGGGCAAGCAGGAGCAGAUCCUCGUGUACGAGUUCGUGGCCAACCGAGACCUGCACCACCACCUCUACAAGACAAAGACCGACAUGCACGCCAAGGUCGCAGACUUUGGGCUGCUCAAGCUGCUCACUCACGGCGAUGCUGAUGCGACCAGAGUGGCGGGCACACCCGGCUAUGUGGAUCCAGACUACAACCGCUCCAACGUCAUCACGUCCAAGAGCGAUGUCUUCAGGGAUGUUUGUGCUGCUGGUCGUCGUUUUGUCCAGCCAUUUUCAUGUCUCCCUGUGCUCCUGGAGUUGCUGAGUGGAACGCCACCCACCUUUCACCGUGCAACCCAUAUCAAGAACUGGGCGCAGAAGAGGGUGGAUGCUUAUGAGUUUGACGAGCUCAAGGACAGCAAACUGGAGGCCAGUGAGGAGGCCGUGGUGGACUUUGCUGACCUGGCGCUGGACUGCAUUAAGGCGCCGGGCACACGCCGCCCCGACAUGAAGGACGUGGCAUACCGCCUGUGUGCCCUCAUUGACAAGCACUGCCCUGACAAUGAGGAAGAGCGGGAGUCUGGUAGAGAUGAGAAUGCAAGCACCAGAGAGGAGUCGUCUACCACGAAAUGUUCUACUAGCGGGAGCUCAUUUUUUAGCUCGUGCUCCGAUAGUUUCAUGAGUUGGCUGGGGCUCAGGUUCCGUUAG